AUGUGCCGACCCCUCUAUAUCUGGCUCUUCAAGCAAAAGGAGCACAGGCUCCAGAAGCUCUACAAUGAGCUCUGCGACAUGGAGCCUGGUUAUAUAACAAACCAGUUUGCUGACAUCGAUAUCCACCCGAUGGAUUUCUGGACUGGGGAAACCGAUCCUUCCCUCAUCCAAUUCUUCGCACCCGACACCGACACCAUCUUCAAAAUCGCCAACACUCCACUCGAUCCCGAGGACCCUCUGGACGACCCGUUUACAAGGGCCCGGGAUUCGAAAUAUCAAGUCUUCGUCCGCCAAGAGAUGCACCAUUCACUGCACAUGGCGUUCUCGAAGUACCUCCGCAAAUCCCCCGGGGGCAGUAAGUCCCCUGAUCUCUGGUCGCUAGUCUCAAUGAGAGACGGAGAGAGUCUCUUCAACAGCAACGAUCGGCACGGCUUCACUAUUGAAAAUGGAGCCAAAAGUGCCGACGGAAUGACCUCCCACCAACUCGUCGUCAUGAAAAGCCAAAGCUGCUAUCAUGAAAUUCUCCCCUCAGUUGGAGAGCUCCUCGUGCUUGUUCGAUGGAUGCUGAGUGGUAUCAAAAACCAGAAGCGCCAAUUCAGCAGGUACCACCGACAUGAGCGUCCCCAACUUGAGUUCCCGACAAUGAUCAUGUCCUUCCUCCCCAAUGCUCGGGUUCGAGUUUUGCAUGGGUAUUUCGACGGCGGCCAACUUAAAGUCGCCUAUACCCAAGCACUCAACUUCGAUGCGGAGGACUAUACCGAAAAGAUGGACGUCCUCCUUCAAUGGGCAUGGCCCCUCGCUGAAGGGCACACCAGCAAGCCCAUCCCUCUUCCAACCAUCGAGGACGAUGAAGAGGAUGAAUGGGAUGAAUGGGAGAAGUGGGAGUUGCGAUACAGAGAGGAUAGGGAGGAAGAGUGGAGUGAUACAGACGAUGGUGGUGACAGCACUGGGGCAGAUCAAGACCUCAGUGACUGUGAAUCGGAAGUCGACGAAGAAGAUGAGAUCGAUGUGGAAACCAAAGGUCCCAUCGAGGAAUGGAGCGACCAGCCCGUGAUGUCUACGGACAUCAGAAUAAAAAUCAUCAAGAGGUUGGAUGAGAAGCUGAAGAGUUUGGGGAAGCUGGGAGAGUUGCGAGAGUUGACCUGA
This is a messenger RNA of Penicillium vulpinum, 1146 nucleotides long. RefSeq lists its product as uncharacterized. NCBI's taxonomy places the organism in Eukaryota, Fungi, Ascomycota, Eurotiomycetes, Eurotiales, Aspergillaceae. The record is from RefSeq and is a predicted model, not a curated record. The coding region runs from base 1 to 1146 and encodes 381 amino acids. The transcript is spliced from 3 exons.